AUGCUAUUUCGUGGUUUUCUUUCCGCGGGUAGUAUUCGUUCAGCGUCUUCGAAGAUCUUUUCCCGCUGUAAGCACAGUUUUAUCUCCAACCCUUUUGAUGUGAAAUUUAUAGACUUUGUUUGUUGGUUUUUUUGCGAACCCUUCGCUUUGUAUACGUAUGUUAUAUUUCUCGUCGAAAUUAGCCUGUGUUUGCUUAGUGGUUGGUAGAUCCAGCCUUUACAAUUGUUGGGUGCACAAACGACUUCACGGCGAGCCCGAAAUUCAGGCCGUCGGGCACUGAACAUUUUCAAGGAGGUCAAAGCCACACACAGGGCUGAUGAGCGCCACUUGAUUUGCGUUAGACAAAUUCUGUGUCGCCCUUGGAUGGGGAAGAAUGUAUGCCUUUACAGUCGCCUGUAGGGUUUGUCCUGGAGGUUGCAGUUUCCUGACAUAAGUGAUUUAUUGGUCCGCGGCGGAUUUAUUUUCCACUCGCAUCCCGUACGAAAUUUGGUUUUCAGGUCGGAAUGCUGGCCGCUUGCAAUCAAAUGCACAACCCAUCCAAACUUUCAAUUUUGAUGAAUUCUGCAUCCUUACAGUGGGCAAUUCCUGUUUGAUGAUUAUUUUCUUAAGUCCUGGCUCUCCUGCCCGGGUCUCACCAAACAAGGCAAGUAUCGUGUUCUAGCUCAAUAAUUUCUAUGAUCCGGCUUCGGCAGAAAGAUCACAGGAGAAAAUGCCAGACCCUCUGGUUGACCGAACGAACUGGUCUGCCUUCGCAUAAUCGUGGCCGAUGACACAGACCAAUCUUGUUUGGUUUACGGUAUGCAAAAACGUGCACUCAUGUAGCUGUCAUAAUUAACCUAAGGCACCAAUGUUAGCUUGAAAACUAGAUCUUACCUGAAUUUAUUCACCCGUCGAUUGUUUUGGAACUAAAUGUGACCCGCGGAUACCUGACCUUACGUACAUGGUUACCCUGGAGGACAGCAUUACAACAGGUUACAAAUCUUGUGUCGACACUCUGGCACUCUUGGUUCAUGAUGUAGUUGGGAUUGGCUAAAAAAUUGAGAUCAUCCCUGAUGACUGGGCUAGGCCAUCCUCUUGGUUUUCUUCAACAAAUAUAAGACUAAGUUUAGGAAAUUCCAUGUAUGUAUGUAUGUAUGCACACGGCACAUUAUCGAUGACCGCCAUGGCUGCCCACAGUCGAUGGCCGUCCUCCUUGUUGACUUUGGUACUUUGCGUGAUUCCAUACGCCGUGACUAUACCGGAUAAUGGAGCCGGGUAGUGCGUGGUGCUAAAUUAUCGGCGAUAAAGGCGUUAAAUCGUCUCAUCGUUGUGUGUGCACUCGUACGCACCAAGUUUUCAAUAUUCGGUCUACCGUCCUACGCAGCUGUAUCCUGUGGUUUGUCUUAUUUAACUCCGUCGUUAACUGGCGUCUGAGAACGAUAUCAUAUAGUUUUGAAGGUGUCUUCCUGACACCAGGAUGCUGAACUACUGACAUUGACUACGCUGAUGAUAUCUUCCUUCAGUCGUUAAGCCGUUCUGGCCUACAGAUUAUAGUGUCCAAGACGGUUGAGGCCAUUAAUUCUAUCAUUUUAUCCAUCAACGCGGCGAGGACAAAGGUUUUUGCGACUUGUAUCUCUGGUCAGAAAGUACCCUUCGGGAUUGACGCCUGAUAGAGUGAAGAAGUAGAUGCUUUUAAUUAUCCGGAGGCUUAGCUGCUGACAUAUAGGACGUGAGUGACACUGUUGCCCUAGUCGCUGCUGUUCACACGGUUUUUGCAAGCGUUUGAAGGUGAUUGUGAACCGUCGCGAUGUCGGAAUCGUCACAAGGGUACGCGUGUCCCAGGCAUCUUUUCAGUAAGUACUCUUACGUGAUUGUGCAUUCUGGACUAUGGGAGCAUAUAAGAUUGAAAAGUUGUGACUUCGAUCGCAGUCACCUUAAACCACUCCUUGAGUGGAGUUCAGUCAAUUUUUUCGAACGUCACAGUUCGUUGUCUCUGCGGCUACACCACGUAAAUAUCUCGGACUACCCAAGAACGACAACUAAGGUGACUUGAGCACGUUUUCGUCGCCCAUUACGUGGGCGUGGUGUUCCGCCUCGUACCCGAAACCGCUGCCCACCUCGAGACGAUGAACAGGUUAAUUCAAAACCCCGAUUCGGUACAGUCAGUGAAAACGUCGAGCUAGUUUGUUGCCUUUCAAUAUUGGGUCUUCGCCGCCAUGGAAGAGAGUGACCAAGCCUUCUAGAUCUUUGCAUGGAUGAGUGCCAUCCCUGAAUUUAUCGAGACCAUCUAGAUCAGACAUGAUCUCAACCUUGCGUGCAUAAUAUAAGUCAGUUUAUAUUCGCUAUCCUUGGUCGAGUGAAAACUCCAUAAUUCUGCUGAGAUUUCUUACCAACUGUUUGAAGCAGUUUGGCGUAAGUCUAGGAUAAUUUGUUGUCAGGAUUAGUGUAAUGUCAUCGCGCUGGCGCUUCUUAUCUCCCCCUCUAGGGUUAAAUGGGCUUCCCGGUCUAUCUUUUCUUCUUAAAGUCGUUCAUAUGUCAGCUACGACACUAUCCCUGCUUCUUAAAGUAUUUUACGUUUGUGACCUUAUCUCCUUCAGAUCUCAGAAUGACUGCUGAAAGGCCAGUCGGUCGGCAGAUCUCCGCCUUCUUCAAUCCAGCUGAUCAUGGACUGCGAAAAGACUUUCGGCUGACCUCAUUCUCUCUUCUCAGAGGAUGAGGCUGCAAGUUGCCUCAAGUGGAGCUAAAUGCUCUUCUUGAGAAACUAGCGGGUUGCUCCAAAACCACCACCUCACCUCCCUCCUGCCCCCAUCCAUCUGCAAAACCCCUUCUCUGUGAGUUGCUUCCGCCUCAUACUGACAAGUCAUCUUUGUUCUAGCCACUGAACUCGACUGCUGUGUGAUUCCCCUCCGCGAUAACCUAAAACUCAUCCAAACCACCGACUUCUUUUACGCCAACGUUGAUGACCCCUACACCAUGGUAGAUGGGCUUAUAUGAGUGUCCCACUAACUGUCACUAUGUGUAGGGCUGGAUAACCUGUUGCAAUGUACUUAGUGACCUCUACGCAAUGGGUGUGGUCGACUGUGAUAACCUCCUCCUCCUUUUGGGUGUGCCCACGGAAAUGAGCCCCGAAGAGCGGAACAUUGUUAAUGAACUACUGAUGAGGGGCUUCCAGGUUUGCCUUAUGAAUUCGUUGUGCAUUCUGGAACCUAUUUUCUUUACAGGAGUGCGCAGCAAAGGCCGGGACUUCCGUGCGCGGCGGACAGACGGUGUACAACCCAUGGCUCCUGAUUGGCGGAGUGGCAACCUCUGUUCUUCCAGAUUCCGAUUUUAUCAUGUAAGUUGAUAAUCGCCUUCCCGCUCCCUCCCCCCUCCCCCAUAAAUGAUUUUCUGUUGGAUUUUCACUUUGGUGAGCAAAGUUGUCGCUGUUGUGCAGAGGAGAUUCUCUCCCCAGAAUUAGAAAUCUUCUAAAUAGCUGGUCGUGAUAAUCACUUAAAGUUUCUAGGAGAGCCCCGAAAGUUCUGAUAUGCGCACUCUGGGGGUACUUGACGUAGUUCCCUUAGAAAUUGUUAGGUCAUAGCCGGAUUAGCCUCAUGCUACCGAAUUCUGAAUAUUCGACCUCAUCCCGGAAAUAUAUGAUUCUUUAUUCCGUGUCAAAGUAGCCUGAUUUAUUUCCGUAGAAAGACCGGUAGACGUUUUCUUCACUUUUUCGACAGCCUGCUAAUACUCUCGAUUACCCCACUUCGAGUGAACUGCACAAACUUCGUCUCACACAAAGGGGCUCACAUCUGCUAUAACCACGAAAAUAUCCACAGCUAUACCCUACGUAGGCAUUGCACUUUACUUCUGUUUUCAGGCCAAACCAGGCGGAAGCAGACAGUGUCCUAGUGCUCACUAAGCCCCUCGGCACUCAACUGGCAGUGAAUGGCUACAAUUGGAUGCAGGACUCCUCCAACGUUUGGAAGGAGAAACUGGCCUCCCGCAUCUCCACCGAGGACCUCAAAAGUCUCUAUAAGGCUGCCACCUUCUCAAUGGCUCGUCUAAAUCGGAACGGUAAGUUUGUGCCGAGUUGCUUCUGCUCCGCUCGACCGACUGCGCUAAGUGCUUCCAUGGUCGAGAAACAGACACAGCUCAUGAGUGAUGCCACCUAGUCACGGGCUCUGUACCCCAUUUGUCAGGUCCAGCUGACGAGCGCCAUUCUGGUCCCUGUUUUCGGCGAGAUUUGGUCCCGCAGCCCCACUUGCUUGGUACAUUUGGGUAGCUUCCUAAAACAAUUCUAGUUAGCAUAUCUAACUUUGCCACUCGAUGGAAGGGAAAGAGAGCGCAAGCAGAGCUCGAAGCACGCGCAGGGAAGCGCGCGUGAACCGAUGCUUUGGUAACUGAAGGUGGCGUGCGCACACCCCCCGCGACACAGCCACUCUCUGGAUUAGGUGGAUAAGAGGGGCGCAAUCACAACUGCGAGACCAUAGAGGGAACUGCGUGUUAACUGGCAUUGCAUGGCCACUAGUAGAACCUACGGAGUUCCACUACGUCCGACCAAUGCCAUCAUCAAAUUUACCUAGCUACUUGCUGGAUUAAGAUAACAAGGAGGGCGCCCGCAGAUCUCGAAGCCCGUACAGGGAAGCGUGUGUGUAACUGAGGAUGGCAUAUAAGCACUCCCCCGAGGCACAGAAACUCGCUGGAUUAAAAUAGCACGGAAGGCGCAAACAUGUGGUGUAUGUAAAGUCAGCGCAAUGGCAGCAAUUAAAUUUUUUGACGUGGUUGACCAUAUGGUAUCAAUCAGGUGGGGCUGCAGGACCAAACCACGCUUUGUUUUCCUUUGUGAUCUGUCUUGGCUGGUUCAUGGAAGGUGGAACAGAGAGCGAGGCCAACUCCAGAGGAUCCGUUCUCACGAUGCAUCAACGCACUCCCCAUUAGAAUAAGUCCAACCUGUGACGACGCGCCGAGAGUCCUGACUUCAAGGGCUGCCAGCUGACGGAAUAACUGGACCCUUUGAUCUCUGAGCCAGCUCGAAAUGCCCUUCUUGCUCAUGUGAGGUCCCGGGGCACAUGUGUGGCACGCGUAGACUGGCCGUUUAAAUUCUGCUCCUAUAUCUGCUGGCUGGGUUUCACUUCUCACCGCCUGUAGAUUGAUUCUGAUUGUGACAAAUGGAAACACGAUGACUGUCUUGUUCACAAACAAAUGCUUGAAAACUGACAUCAAUGCUUUAUCAUGUAGCUUGGGGCAGAUGUUUUGGUAAGAUGUGGUUAUGCAGCCGCACCUCAUGGACACAAUACUGUUAUGGCAACUAUUUCUUAACCACUCGAAAUACAACCGCGCAUUCCCAAUAGCUUUUUUGCAUACAUUUACCUGCCUGGAGCGUCUGCAAGACACAUUUAAUGCCCUCGUGAUCGGACUGCCUUCUCAUUCGCCUUCUCCCUCCCGCAAAUUGGACGUCUGUUCGAGUGAUUAUCGCCCUGAAUGUUCUUCAGAGGUAUUUCGCAACUAGCCACCGCAAGCUAAUCACCAGCUCUACUGAUACGUGUGUGUUGACAUUGGGCGCGUGUUUGGGAAGUACCCCUAGACCUUAGGUGUAAUAAUAAUAUUGUACAUUUUUGAACAAAUUAUGCCUUGCUUAUGCCACCCAUCUCUUCAAUAAACGUCUUCUCUGUCAUUUUGUAUAUACUCAGGCGUAUAGGCAUGAAUUCAUAUGCCGGAAAAGAACUGCCUUUGUGCAGAUUUGUUCUGGAUGCUUGGACAUCCAACCAGCUCAUUUCUAGUUGUCCUUUGUGAACUAUGGUCUCUGUCCCCCUCCCACCCUUUCUCUUGUCCUCCCUCCCGCCUUUUCCCGUCGUAUUCAACGCUCUGGGCGGGUUUAUUUCCUUGUGCACCACCGUCACGCGCUAAGUGCCCCCCCGUCCACUGCCUGCGGGAUUUUCACUUUUUGUGGAAUAAUUUCCGUUGCGCCACUUACUCACCGGACUGGCUAUCUUUUCUUCGCCCCUUCCCCCCCCCCACAGCUGCUCGCCUAAUGCACCGACAUGGCGCCCAGGCCUGUACCGACGUCACGGGGUUCGGUCUCCUCGGUCAUGCACGAAACCUGGCUGCCGUGCAGAACGCUUCCGUCCUCUUUGAGCUCACCUGUUUGCCUUGUCUGGCUGGCGUACGCCACCUCUCGCACGGCCUCGCUGAACGCCAUCACCUGGACACCGGUCUGACGCCAGAGACCUCCGGUCAGUUCCCGCCUUGAAAUCCGCCCUGUCAAGUUACUAACUAGAAGUUUUUGUGUGUUGUUUGUUUGACUGCUUCACGCAUGAAACUGUUCACGCAUUUCUAGGCGGUUUGCUGGUUGUCCUCCCGUCAAAGUCUGCCGAGGCCUAUUGUCAGGACCUCCUCGAAGCGGACGGCACUCCCGCCUGGAUCGUCGGUAGGGUACUUCCGGCAUCAGACCCCUCGGAGGCCCGGACUGCAAGGCUCUCACCAGAUCUCACCUUCCUCGAGGUCCCUCACGCCAGCAUGAUUUUGAAGUAG
Molecule: messenger RNA, 6486 nt
Organism: Spirometra erinaceieuropaei
Lineage: Eukaryota; Metazoa; Platyhelminthes; Cestoda; Diphyllobothriidea; Diphyllobothriidae
Source: the annotation of a GenBank genome assembly